Moneuplotes crassus is the source of this 438-nucleotide messenger RNA. The record is from the annotation of a GenBank genome assembly. Lineage: Eukaryota; Ciliophora; Spirotrichea; Euplotida; Euplotidae.
AUUUUUGAGAAAUAAACAAAGAGAUUUUGGUAAUGUGUGGGUGAAGGCCUUACAAGUCGUAAGGCGAGAGUCAGCAGAAUCUGUGCUUUAUCUCUGAUCAUAUUUUUAGACGAAACCAUUGCGUAUCUUUGGUUUUAAAAGCUGGAUGUUACACUCAAAGAGGGCAAUACAUUCUAGUAGAGUUAUCAUAGCAUGUCUUACUGUUUAUUCUUGAGAGAGGAAUCAUAAGCUAAGAUGUCUACAGGAACCCUAUUGCCAACGACACAAUUCUUUAUAAAAGACCAAGAUUACUACCUGGGAUAAGAUAUUUAUGUUUUGAUAGUUGUAUUUAUGACUUGGUAAUACAAUUUUCAUUUGUAAGAAUGAAACAGUGAUCAAGCCGCCGCUUUUCUCCUCAACAAAUCUCAAAAUUAUUAAAAUAAGGAAUAAAAAUCACUU